Molecule: messenger RNA, 1774 nt
Organism: Chlamydomonas reinhardtii
Lineage: Eukaryota; Viridiplantae; Chlorophyta; Chlorophyceae; Chlamydomonadales; Chlamydomonadaceae
Exons: 8
Coding region: 103-1005 (300 amino acids)
Biological process (GO): protein phosphorylation
Molecular function (GO): protein kinase activity; ATP binding
Source: RefSeq, a predicted model, not a curated record
GCAUACUUUAUCUUGCCAUACAGCUAAAAGGUUACAGAGCUCAGGGAACUUCUAUUUCGCGGGCUCUUCCGGUGCUAGCAUUCGCGCGUCGACCGCUCCAGGAUGUCGCUCAACGCCUCGCUGGGCGGCCUGAAGAUCAAGGACCCAGAGGAGAUCGAGCGGCUCAUCAAGGAGAACAAUGACUUGAAAAGCCAAAUCGCCGGUGGCGGUGCCAGCUCCUCGUACCAGAUCCCGUACGAGGACCUGGAGGUCCAGGACCAGAUCGGCGGCGGCGGCUUCAGCCUGGUGUACCGGGGCUUCUGGAAGGGCACGCCCGUGGCCAUCAAGAAGUGGUUUGACCCCAACCACUCCGACCAGAUGGUGCAGGAGUUCAGGGAGGAGGUGAUGACGCUGGCGGACCUGCGCCACCCCAACGUGAUGCAGUUCCUGGGCGCCUGCAUGAAGCUGCCGCACCUGGCCAUGGUCACGGAGCACAUGCCCUUCAGCCUGCACCACGUGCUGUACCAGGCGGGUGUGGACCUGGACCGCAAGAAGCUGGUGGGCCUGGCGCAGGAUAUGGCGCGCGCCUUCAUCUACCUGCACUCGCGCAAGCCCGCCAUCGUGCACCGUGACAUCAAGCCCGCCAACUUCCUGGUGGACCGCGCCUGGAAGGUCAAGGUGUGCGACUUCGGCCUGGCCUCCAACAGCAAGGCGCAGGCGGGCGCCGGCACCCCGCAGUACAUGGCGCCGGAGCUGUGGGAGAACAAGCACUACAACGAGAAGGUGGACGUGUACGCGUUCGGCGUGAUGCUGAACGAGAUGAUCGCCAAGGAGCCGCCCUUCAACGGCGUGCCGCUGCUGGAGGUGCGGCAGGCGGUGCUGGACGGCAAGCGCCCAGACAUCCCGCUGUCGUGCCCCAAGGUGCUGUCUGACGUCAUCAAGAAGUGCUGGGACGCCUCCAGUGAGGCGCGGCCCAGCUUCGUGCAGAUCUUGGACGCCCUCAAGACCGCGGCGCAGUCGGUGUAGGGCAGUGUAGGGGGAGGCGGUAAGGGGAGGGCCUAGCGGGGUGUGUGGUGUGGGGCGGGCACAGGGCAGGGAAUGGGCAGGGCAGCUGGGGACUGCGACGCCAUGGCCUACGGGCAGGAGGCCGAGGCGCUAGGGCCCAGCGCCGUGGAGGGCAGGUGCAGGCAGCAGCAGAUGCAGCCACAUGCGCGGAGCAGGGGCGGGCGGGCGUGAUCACGGCGGGGCAUGCAGACCGGCUGGUGCGGUGGAGCGGCGUACAGCGGGCGUGCCGAAGAGCUUAGUGAACAGCGCGCAUUUACAGAACGGCUGGGCGGCUGGUGGGGCAGUGUGAAGUAGUAGACUAGUACUCUAGUAGUGCUGCGGCUGGUGAGGGCACAUGUCGGACAGUUUAUUUAUCAUGGAACGGACAUGCCCGCACGCUGCACAAGCGUGGGGUAAGUGGGGUCGGCAGGGCAGAGGCCAGAGCAAGGUUCUUGCGAUGGGAUGGACCUCAAUGACCAUCCUGAUUGCGGGCGCAGUCUUUCAUGUUUAUGGAAGACCUGGGCCACCGAAAGCUGUAAAGGCUUCUCUCCAGCUGGCUCCGCGUCCGCGCCAUCCGCCUUUGCCCAGUAUCGAGGUUCCGCCCUCGAGCGUUUGGAACUGGCGAGCCUCCCGCUUGCGGGUGCAGCCUGAGCAUUCACGCGGCCGCAUGCACGCGAUUGCAGCACUGCGCGGACGGGUCGUCGUCGUCUUACACCUUGGUUAUUUGGUUCUGGAGAAUUUGUUUCUUGGU